CGAUAGUCUCGUCCUUGUGGAGCCAUAACCAGCUGGUAUACACCUCUGUGGAAGAAGCCACUACUGUAUGACAUCUUCAGAGCUAUGAGGCACACAGCACGGAGGUCCUAUAGACAGCAGGUUUAAGCAUGUGAGCUAUCGCCUGGUGGUGAAUGAAACAUGGAGGGAGCCAGCUUCACCAUCUUAGUCACAGUUCAGAAGAUCUAUUACCCUCUCCUUUGCAUCAUUGGUAUACCAGCCAACCUCUUCACCUUCUACAUGAUCUGCUUCCGUAAAUGUGGGAUGUCCGACACGGCCAUCAUUUACCUGAGCUGUCUUGCCAUCGUGGACACCUUCUACCUGGUGUGGGUUAUCCUUAUUGACCUGACCCUUACCUUUUGGCUACUGCAGCCCUUCUGGCACUCUCACCCCUGGUGUGGCAUUUUGGGCUUCCUGCAGUAUGGAUCGCUCUACAGCUCCUCCUGGAUGGUGGUGGUGUUCACCAUCGAGCGAUACCUCGUCCUCCGCAGCACUGCGGCCAAGCAGCACUUCUCCCAGGCCUGGGUCACUAAACUGACCUGUGUGGCUGUCGUCCUGGUGUCACAUCUUGUCUCUGUGCCACUGGGCUGGAUCAACGUUGUCUCACCUGUCAAUAUUACUGUGGACGGGGAGAAUGUGACUCUGCCUAGGUGUCAUUAUCGCAAUGAGACCUACUCUACUGUUAUAGUGUGGAUAACCACAUUCCUCUCAGGUGGAAUUCCCAUUGUGUUGGUCAUGAUCUUCAACUACCUCAUCGGGUAUCAUCUGUGCCGCGCCAGCAACCUCUUCACCAAGGAAGAGCGUCGCGUUAUGCAUGGGAGGAGCACCAGGUGCAUGUUGAGGAGGACCAUCCUGCUGCUGGGCACCGUUUCCGUGGCCUUCGUAGUGCUCAGCCUGCCCCGCUUUGUCACAUACUGCAUCUUGAGGACCAAGUACAACAACGAGGACUUCAACAGGAACGACUACAGCAUCCCCAUCAAUGUGGCCGGAGACUUAGCUAACAUGCUGCAGAACCUCAACUCCAUCACCAACUUCCUGCUCUACUGCAUGGUCAGCAGGCGUUUCCGUCGGGAGCUGGUCCAAGUAGUGACUUGCAAUGCGAAGGCACAUGAGCUUGGCUCACUCCUCACCCACAACACCAUGAAAGUCUUCUCAGUUGUAGAUCAUAAGGCCUUGUCAUGCAGCGGCCCUGCGACUGUGGUGCUAACCAAUCUCAAAAAGUUAUCUUAGAAAGAAUCUGGAGGAAUGGACAAAGAU
Micropterus salmoides (largemouth bass) is the source of this 1275-nucleotide messenger RNA. Its product is annotated as probable G-protein coupled receptor 139. The transcript is spliced from 3 exons. The record is from RefSeq and is a predicted model, not a curated record. NCBI's taxonomy places the organism in Eukaryota, Metazoa, Chordata, Actinopteri, Centrarchiformes, Centrarchidae. The coding region runs from base 160 to 1248 and encodes 362 amino acids. Gene Ontology annotation, molecular function: G protein-coupled receptor activity. Gene Ontology annotation, biological process: G protein-coupled receptor signaling pathway. Gene Ontology annotation, cellular component: membrane.